Abrus precatorius (Indian licorice) is the source of this 1785-nucleotide messenger RNA. Its product is annotated as alpha-galactosidase 3. Gene Ontology annotation, molecular function: hydrolase activity, hydrolyzing O-glycosyl compounds. The transcript is spliced from 15 exons. NCBI's taxonomy places the organism in Eukaryota, Viridiplantae, Streptophyta, Magnoliopsida, Fabales, Fabaceae. Gene Ontology annotation, biological process: carbohydrate metabolic process. The record is from RefSeq and is a predicted model, not a curated record. The coding region runs from base 196 to 1494 and encodes 432 amino acids.
AACGGAAAUGUGACGAAUGGGUUGUAGCUGGUGUUCAAUGCCUGUCUUCUGGACUGUUCUGAGACCAUUAUGUUUUGGAGUUUUCUCCGGUGACAGUCUUCAGAUCCUUCGAUAGUCGACACAAACUCUUACACCUUCCAAACAGCAUCAUUGCUUUGAAGAAUUACUGAAUUAGAAUAGUGCUGAGACUUGAGUAUGGCGAAGCAGAAACAUCUCAACACUCUUUUCAUGCAAUUGCUCAUUCUCUUCUUCUGUGCUUUCUCUGUUUCGGUUUCUGCGAGAAUCGUGCCUCUGUUGCAGAGCUAUGCGAAACCCAUUUUCAGAGCAAACUUUCACACUGUUUACGACACUUCAAAAUACGGUGUGUUUCAACUGAGUAAUGGGUUGGCUCAAACACCUCAGAUGGGAUGGAAUAGCUGGAACUUCUUCGCGUGCAAUAUCAAUGAAACGGUCAUUAAGGAAACUGCUGAUGCACUAGUAUCAACGGGGUUGGCUGAUUUAGGUUAUGUGUACGUCAACAUAGAUGAUUGUUGGUCUUCUGUGACAAGAAAUCUGAAGGGUCAACUGGUUCCUGAUCAUAAGACAUUUCCAUCAGGAAUCAAAGCUAUAGCAGAUUAUGUACAUGAAAAGGGACUAAAGCUUGGCAUAUAUUCUAGUGCUGGGGUUUUUACAUGUCAAGUCCGGCCAGGAUCGCUUUUCUAUGAAGGUGGUGAUGCAGAUUUAUUUGCUUCUUGGGGUGUAGAUUAUUUGAAGUAUGACAAUUGCUUCAAUCUGAACAUCCCUGCAAAGAAACGUUAUCCUCCUAUGCGUGAUGCUCUCAAUGCAACAGGGCACAAAAUUUUCUAUUCAAUCUGUGAAUGGGGUGUUGAUGAUCCCGCCUUGUGGGCAGACAAGGUUGGUAACAGUUGGCGCACAACCGAAGACAUCAAUGAUUCAUGGGCAAGCAUGACAACCAUUGCUGAUCUUAAUGAUAAGUGGGCUGCAUAUGCUGGUCCAGGAGGAUGGAAUGACCCAGAUAUGUUGGAAGUUGGCAAUGGUGGCAUGACUUACCAGGAAUACCGUGCUCACUUCAGCAUAUGGGCUUUAGCAAAGGCUCCUCUAUUGAUUGGUUGUGAUGUAAGAAAUUUGACUCCUGAAACACUUGAGAUUUUGAGCAAUAAAGAAGUCAUUGCAAUAAACCAAGACUCACUUGGAGUCCAGGGAAGGAAAGUUCAAAUUGCUGGAGCAGAUGGCUGCAGACAGGUUUGGGCAGGCCCUUUGUCAGGAAAUCGAUUGGUUGUUGCUCUCUGGAAUCGGUGUACAAAAGUUGCUACUGUAACAGCUUCAUGGGAAGCACUUGGGCUUGAAUCUGGGGUUCAUGUUUCUGUGAGGGAUUUGUGGCAGCACAAGGUAGUAACUGAAGAUGCAGUGUCAUCAUUCAGUGCUCGAGUUGAUAUUCACGACUGUCAACUGUACAUUUUCACUCCAUUUACAGUAUCUCACUCUGUAGAGUAGCUCAUACACCUGUUAUGUAUGGAUAUAUCUAUUGAAGGAGAAGUUGAUGCAACGUCCAUUUUGGAUUCGCUGCUUUUAUGAAAGUAAACUAAAUAAUAAACCUCUGCAUGUUUUAUUUUCUACUCCUGUAUCAUUUAUUGGUCACACGCUAAAGUUAAAAUAUUCCAUAUCUUGGUGUUUCCAUCUCAAAUAAAAUGUGUACAAGAUGGCCCGCAGCUCAUGUAUCAUGAUCACAUGGUUUGUCCUAAAUGUGGAUGUAAAUGGAUUUAUGAUGUUUUUGAAACUGUUAUG